This is a messenger RNA of Leptopilina boulardi, 3337 nucleotides long. RefSeq lists its product as uncharacterized. Bases 238 to 3021 code for a protein of 927 amino acids. Gene Ontology annotation, cellular component: exon-exon junction complex. The record is from RefSeq and is a predicted model, not a curated record. Lineage: Eukaryota; Metazoa; Arthropoda; Insecta; Hymenoptera; Figitidae. The transcript has 9 exons. Gene Ontology annotation, biological process: mRNA processing. Gene Ontology annotation, molecular function: mRNA binding.
UUUACUCUACAUAAAUUAUAUGCUCCAUUCUUGUUUCUUGUGUCGAGAGGUCAAACACUGGUAGUACUUUAAAUAAUUUUAACUACUUUACACGAAAGUAUGUACUAUAUACUUACUAUAAAAUUUACCGUCACCGCAUGAUAAUUUAUUUCAAUUACCUUCUCUUUUGACGUGAUAUAGAACAAAAACGGAAGUGCUUUUUGAUUUGUUAAAAAUUCAUUAAAAAAAAAAAAUAAUAUGUCUGAUUCUCGUCGUCGUAGAAAAGUUCACAAUUCUGGGGAUUCAGAUGAUCUUUCGGAUUCCUAUGAUGAACUAAAUACAACAAAAGAAACUCAAAGCAGUGGACCAAUUGAGGAUUGUCAUGAUUCAGAGUACGACACUGCGGGAAGUGAAUCUGAAACAGAAUCACAGAAAGGUGUAUUAAGAGAAAGUGGCGAUGGACAAGAGGAGGAAAAAUCGCAAAAAAAAUUAGACGAUGAUGAAGAUCGACGAAAUCCUCAAUACAUUCCAAAACGUGGUACAUUUUAUGAACAUGACGAUAGAACUGCCGAGGAGGCAACAGAAAAUAAUGUUGAACCACAAGUGGAACGUGAUUCGAAAGAAAAGAAAGUAUGGAAAGAUAAGGAUGAUAAAUGGAAUCACGAUAGAUACAAUGAUGCUGAGCAAGCACCAAAAAGUCAUGAGGAAUUGAUUGCUGUCUAUGGUUAUGAUAUUCGAAAUGAAGAAGGUCCACCGAGAGCGCGUAGAAGAAGACGUUAUGGUCGUGGACCAAAUAAAUAUACAAGAAAUUGGGAAGACGAAGAUGCUUAUGGGAAAAUUGCCGGAAAUGCAUCUAACAAGAAUGUCGGACGAAAAUUGAAUAAAACUGGAGAAGAAUUUCCAUCUCUUGGUCCUGGUAAUAAAAGUCCAGUAAAGAUGGAAGAACCAGUAAUAUCAUCCGCUUGGUAUAGUAACAAAGCAAAACCACAAGCUCAAGCUAAUUUUCCUCCUCUGCAACCGCAACCGGAUAAUCUUAAAUCUAAACAAGCCAGUCCACCAAUUAGUCAAUCAAGAGAAAACAAAACUUCUGAAACAACAAAUCAGGCAUGGAAAAAAGAUGUGAAAAGUGCAUCAUAUAUACAAAGUUCGAAUGGAAAUAAUGGUGGUGAUGAUGCUGAUAAAUCAUUUAAUGUAAAAGCAAUGCCACGUGAUAAUAAUAAACGAAAUGUCCAAGAAUCUGUAAGUCUUGUCGCUAGUAGAGCACGUGGACGUGGCUUUAAGGCAAAUACUAAUAACAAUAUAGUCAGUAAUCGUAUAAUCGAAUCAAAACCAAAAGGAAGAGGUCCAGGUACAAUUAAUCCCGACAAUAGACGUUCUAAUACUAUUCAAAUCGACGAGGAACAUCAAUUGGCCAAUGAUGUUAAACGCAUGAACAUUGUUGAAUCAACAUCUUAUCAUUCUAGUGGAAGACAAAAUAAACAUUUUAAUGUUCAAUCGACGAAUCAACAAAGGGCAAAUACAGUUCCACCGCGUUUACAACAUACCCAGCAACAACAGCAGCUACAACAACAACAACAACAACAACAGGUUCAACAAUCGAAAUCAUCAUUGCAGGAUGCUUCGGCAAAUCGUCCAAAACGUUAUUCAAGUCUUCGACAACGACCAACUAUUGCAGAAGGACCGGGACAACAAAAUUUUCCAUCACCACAUGGACAACAUACAUUUUAUCCAUCUCAAGCUGGAAGUUCAAGAGCUGUUUUAGAAUCACAAGGUUAUCCUCAAGGGCAUUUUGAGCAACCGACAUCAGUCGCACCACCUAAUGCACCAAUGGCUGGACAACCUGUCAUCCCCUUGCCACCAGCUCCACAACCACCAAGUUAUGCGCCUCCGCCACCAUUUUUAGUUCCUCCACCGCAAUUUAUGCCACCACCACAAACUGCUCCACCAAGCAUACUCAACUAUGUUCCAGCUCCCAAUGGACCUCCAUUUCAACCUAAUUAUCAAGGAUAUCAAGGUUAUAAUCCUGCUCCUGUUCAGGCUCAGGGUCCUCCACCGCCGCAAGAAUUGUUCCAGCCACAAGGUUGUACUUAUUACAGUCCAGCGCAACAACAGCAACAACAACAGCCAGUGAGACGUCCAACGGCAGCGAUUCCAAUUCUUCCACCUCCCGAUAAUCAACAGCAAUAUCAAUCAGCUCGAAAUCGAACUAAAAUUACUCCUCAACAACAUCAGCAACAAGAGGUACAUCAACAAGUUUUGCAGAAGCAUCAUGAAAUACAACAACAGCAACAACUAUUACAACAGCAGCAACAGGAACACUUACAGCAAUUGGAAUUUCAACAAAUUAAACAUCAACAAGCUGUUGAACAGAGUGAACAAGAACUUCAACAACAACAGCAACAAGAACGCUUACAACAAUUAGAAUUUCAGCAAAUUCAACUUGAACAAGAACAACAAAAAAUAUUGGCACAGCAUGAACAAGAACAACAAAAAAUAUUGACACAGCAUGAACAACAACAACAAUCAAUUCAAUAUCAAUCGCAGGAAAAGAUGACAAAAAUAGAGCCAGUGGUGGAACAGGAAAUUUCACAGAUUCCACAAGAGCAAAAGGAAUUACGACAAUUUGAAGAAGAUGUAAUUGUGGAACAGGAACAACAACAACAACAGGAAAUUGUAUCACCCGCGUCAAUCGAGAAAAAAAUAAUUGAAAUCGAUGAUAAAUUAUUAACAGCGGAAAAAUUACACAAUCAGGAUAAGAAUGAAGAAAAUAAUGAAACAUUGGAAAAUAAUGUUAAUAUUGAAACAAAAGAAAUAGAGAAUAUUGAAGAAGUAGAUAGAAAUUCGGUAGAAAUUAUCGAAAAAAAUUCAACAACAAAUAUUAUUGUUGAAGAUAAUGAUUUAAUAAGUGAAGCACCUGUUAAACUCAAUAAUGCACCAGUUGUUGAUAAAAUCGUUCCUUCUAGUGCAGAUAAUGUAAAAAAAAAUGGUGAGACUGAUGACAAUGCUUUAGAGAAGCCCAUUGUUGAAGAAACCGCUGCCUAAAUUUUUACAAUAACAAAAAAAAAGAAAUAUACUUUUGUAAUAAUUAAAUUACUUUAGAUAAUUACGUUUUUAAGAGUAUAUUUUGACUGUAUAGUAAUUGAAAGUGUUUUUUUUUUUUUGCAAAUUUAAGCGCCAAUUCAGUGGAUAAAAAUUUCAUAUUUUUCCCAAAAAAAAAGUUUGAAAAAUCUCGAAUAUACGAGAUAAGAAAAUAAUUGUGAUUAAAAAAAAAAUAAUUUAUUAAAUAAUAAUAAAUGUUUUUUACAGAUUUAAAAAAAAUUUUAAUAUUACAAUUAUUUAUUUAAAAACAAAAUUAAAA